Molecule: messenger RNA, 1887 nt
Organism: Macrosiphum euphorbiae (potato aphid)
Lineage: Eukaryota; Metazoa; Arthropoda; Insecta; Hemiptera; Aphididae
Source: the annotation of a GenBank genome assembly
AUGGAGGCGGACGAUCACCAGGACGACGAAAUCAAGGAGUCGAUGAGCGAUACCGAAGACGAAAAAGACGUGAAGCUCCAACAGCAGCAACAUCAACAACAACAGCAGCAACAACAACAACAACAACAACAACAGCAACAACAAGACCAACAGCCAACUAUAGUACAAAUGCACAAUGGUCAACCUCAAAUUAUUACUUUAGCCAAUCUCCAGAAUUUAUUGCCUAUGCAGCAAGUUCAACAAUUGACUCAGAACCAACAAAAUCAGGGCAUCAAAACUAUAACAUCAAACGGCACAACAAUACAACCAAUAUUUUCAGUUCAGGGAUUACCGGGUCAAUUUAUUCAGCAAAAUAAUCAAACAAUAACAGUUGAUGGACAAGAAGCACUGUUCAUUCCUACAAAUUCAAACAAUGGUCAAGGGGCACCUACUAUAUUUACACCAACAGGACAGAUAGUACGACCAUUGCAAACAAUACAGCUUCAAUCCGGGCAAAACAUUUCUGUACGUCAAUCGAACAUGCCACAAGUUGUACAAUUGCCAUCUGUUCAGCAAACUAUACCUGUUCAAGUGCCUAUAUCGUCUAAUGGUCAGACUAUAUACCAAACGUUGCAUCUUCCUAUACAAUCUUUUGCUUCUUCUUUACCAAACAUCAUACAGGGUAAUCAAGGCCAAUUGAUGCAAAUCCCCCAAUUGGCUCAAAUGACUCAGUCGCCUCAAAUGGCACAAAUAGUUAAUAGUAAUGGUCAGAUACAGACCGUGCAAUUAGCAUCACCAAUUGGUAAUGGCCAACAAAUACAGUUAGUGAAUACAUCCAGUGCAAAUAACCAGUACCAAAAUACAACAACUCCAGCUACUUCACCAAAUGUUAUGCAUACAAAUUCAUCACCAAAUUCAUCUUCGAGUAGUAAUGAUAAUAGUCCACAACCACAACCUGUGACAAUUCAAACACAGUCGGGACAAACUUUACAACUUAUUCCUCAACAACUAACUCUUGGAAAUAAUCCUCAACAAUUAACAGUAAUACCAGCAAACAACCUUCCUCAGUUUUUACAAAACAAUAAUGGUGUUACUAUUAGAGGAAAUAAUGUUGUUCAGUUACCAGCAACUACCCAAAACACAAAUCAACCACAAACUGUGAAUAUACCAGGAAUUGGAACUGUUCAAAUCAUUACUUCUCUUGGAGGACAAAGCACGUCCAAUGCCACUCAAACAUUACCACCUGGUCUACAAAAUAUACAAGUUAUCAAUGCUGCAACUGGACAACAAAUAGAAAACAUGGAUCAAAAAUGGCAAAUUAUUCCAAUCGCUGGAACAAUGUUCCAGGAUGGGAGUUCAGUAACUGAAUAUGAUUCUCCAGGUGAGGAAAAACCACGAACAAGAAGAGUAGCAUGUACAUGCCCCAAUUGCUGUGAUGGUGAAAAACGAAAUGGUGCUGGUAAGAGGGUACAUAUUUGUCAUGUGCCAGGCUGUAAUAAAAUGUAUGGAAAAACAUCUCAUUUACGUGCUCAUCUUAGAUGGCACACAGGUGAACGGCCUUUUAUUUGUAACUGGCAACACUGUGGUAAACGAUUUACUAGAUCAGAUGAACUUCAGAGACAUAAUAGAACACAUACCGGAGAGAAGAGGUUUCAGUGUAAUGAAUGUCCUAAACGGUUUAUGCGCAGUGACCACUUGCAAAAACAUGUUAGAACUCACUUGAAACAAAAAUUGAUGGAAGGUAAUAGUGUUGUUGUUGGCUUAAAACAAGAUUCAGAAGUGGAUGAUGAACUGGAUAAUAUAGCUCCCAAACAUCAUAAUAUGAAUAACAUCAUUUUAGAACAGGAUGAUGAUAGUUCCUCUUCUUGUGAAAAUAAAAUGAUUAUUUUACAUGAUGAAAAUGUGUAA